CACCUAUGGUUCCGGUAAUAAUGGGUUGAAUGAGUACUCAAUUGAUGGAACGAACGAGUACUACGAUUUGAGCUGGACGUGUUUUGACACCUGUCAUUAGACAAAAAACCUAAUUGAUAGCACGUCCGCCGCCAUGGCCAAUUUAUUCAGGUUUUUUUAACUCUACCUCUUCCCCGUAUCGUCGCCGCCGCCCCACUCUAGCCGCCGGUGUCGACCUCCGUCCCCAGGAGCUGUCAUAUUCUAAUGCGUCUGAGCUCCCGUCGUCGGAGCGUUAAUCGUUGCCGGAGAAUUACGUAGUUUUGCUUAGCCAUACUCUCUUCUCUGUCUUCUCUGUUGGUUCGUCGAAUUUUCGUGAAAUGGCGUUGGUGAUCGGAUGUUGCUCUCUCAAGUCUACUCAUCGAGGUGUGCUUCCAAAAUGGAGAUCACCUAGAGCAGCUGUGAUUCCCAACUUUCACCUCCCAAUGCGUAGUAACGAAGUUAAAAAUAGGACUAAUGUUGAUGACAUAAAAUCGCUGAGACUGAUUACAGCCAUCAAGACACCGUAUCUCCCGGAUGGUAGAUUCGACUUGGAGGCCUAUGAUGCCUUAGUGAACAUGCAAAUCGAAGAUGGUGUCGAGGGAGUGAUUGUUGGUGGCACCACUGGUGAAGGCCAGUUGAUGAGCUGGGACGAGCAUAUUAUGCUCAUUGGCCACACGGUGAACUGUUUUGGUAGUUCUGUUAAAGUCAUUGGCAACACGGGGAGUAACUCAACCCGAGAAGCUAUCCAUGCCACUGAACAAGGCUUUGCUGUUGGUAUGCAUGCAGCGCUCCACAUUAAUCCUUACUAUGGUAAAACCUCCUUGGAGGGUUUGGUCUCUCACUUUGACAGCGUGCUUCCCAUGGGCCCUACGAUCAUCUACAACGUUCCAUCACGGACUGGCCAAGAUAUCCCACCACGCGUGAUUCACACCGUAGCUCAGAGCACCAACUUGGCAGGCAUCAAGGAGUGCGUUGGAAAUGACAGGGUGGAGCAGUAUACAAGCAAUGGUAUAGUCGUGUGGAGUGGGAACGACGAUGAAUGCCACGACUCAAGGUGGGAAUACAAUGCUACUGGAGUAAUUUCAGUUACAAGUAAUUUGAUCCCAAGUCUAAUGAGAGAGCUCAUGUUUGGAGGAAAGAAUCCAGCUCUGAACGCAAAACUUAUGCCUCUAAUCCAGUGGCUUUUCCGCGAGCCCAACCCGAUUGGUGUGAACACAGCCCUAGCUCAGCUCGGGGUCGUGAGACCAGUUUUCCGGUUGCCAUACGUGCCCCUUCCUCUGGCCAAGAGGGUCGAGUUUGUGAACAUAGUCAAGGAACUCGGAAGGGAGAAUUUUAUAGGAGAGAAAGAUGUCCGGGUCUUGGAUGACGACGACUUUGUUUUGAUCGGUCGGUAUUAGGUGAACCAGGGUUUCGUUUCGACUCGUUUCUUUUGAUAUGCCUUGCUUUAACUAAACAAUAAUUGAAAAUUUUGAGUUCUGCUCUCCUUGUGGUGUGGCAAGGUAAACUCCCGAAGCUGCUGGUAAGUGGAGAUGCUUGGUGCUUGUAAAGUAAGCAGUUUUGUUGAAUCUCGUAUCAGAUUUUCUGUUACACUUUCCUGUUUAA
Molecule: messenger RNA, 1620 nt
Organism: Salvia miltiorrhiza (redroot sage)
Lineage: Eukaryota; Viridiplantae; Streptophyta; Magnoliopsida; Lamiales; Lamiaceae
Product: 4-hydroxy-tetrahydrodipicolinate synthase, chloroplastic-like
Exons: 3
Coding region: 357-1415 (352 amino acids)
Molecular function (GO): 4-hydroxy-tetrahydrodipicolinate synthase activity
Source: RefSeq, a predicted model, not a curated record